Chionomys nivalis (European snow vole) is the source of this 2676-nucleotide messenger RNA. It is a transcript of the gene Maz, whose product is annotated as MYC associated zinc finger protein. The record is from RefSeq and is a predicted model, not a curated record. Lineage: Eukaryota; Metazoa; Chordata; Mammalia; Rodentia; Cricetidae. The transcript is spliced from 5 exons. Gene Ontology annotation, molecular function: RNA polymerase II cis-regulatory region sequence-specific DNA binding; DNA-binding transcription factor activity, RNA polymerase II-specific. Gene Ontology annotation, biological process: regulation of transcription by RNA polymerase II. The coding region runs from base 382 to 1806 and encodes 474 amino acids. Gene Ontology annotation, cellular component: nucleus.
GCCGGCUGGGCGCGCGCGCGCGGCGGGGGCCGAAGCUGCUCCCUCGCUCCCCCCACCCCGCCCCGCCAGGCUCCAACUGCCGCCACCGCCGCCGCCGCCGCCGCCCGGGCCCCCCGCCCCCGGCCCCGGCCCUCGGCCCCGCGGGGCCUCUCGCCCCCACCCAGGGGGCGUCACCGCCGCCGCCGCGCUCCGCGCCCCACAAGACGCCCUCCUUCCCUCCCUCCCGCCGGCCGGGGUGCGCGGGCGGCGGGGCGGCCCUCGGGCCAUGCGUUCGGCUCGGCCCAACCCGGCCGGCCGGGGGCGGCGCCCCGAGCCCGGGCCCCGCGCGGCCCGUGCCCCCGGCUCCCGCUGAGCUCCGGGGGCCCCACUGUGGCCGAGGCCAUGUUCCCCGUGUUCCCUUGCACGCUGCUGGCCCCCCCCUUCCCCGUGCUGGGCCUGGACUCCCGGGGGGUGGGCGGCCUCAUGAACUCCUUCCCGCCACCUCAGGGUCACGCCCAGAACCCCCUGCAGGUCGGGGCUGAGCUCCAGUCCCGCUUCUUUGCCUCCCAGGGCUGCGCCCAGAGUCCAUUCCAGGCCGCACCGGCGCCCCCACCCACGCCCCAGGCCCCGGCGGCCGAGCCCCUCCAAGUGGACUUGCUCCCGGUUCUCGCCGCUGCGCAGGAAUCGGCCGCGGCGGCUGCAGCCGCGGCGGCGGCGGCCGCUGCAGUAGUUACUGCACCCCCAGCCCCUGCUGCCGCCUCCACCGUGGACACAGCGGCCCUGAAGCAGCCUCCGGCGCCUCCUCCGCCACCCCCUGCCGUCUCCGCACCAGCCGCCGAAGCCGCGCCCCCUGCCGCGGCCGCCACCAUCGCCGCUGCCGCCGCGGCAGCCACCGCUGUUGUCGCCCCAACCUCUACAGUCGCUGUGGCCCCUGUUGCAUCUGUCUUGGAGAAGAAGACAAAGAGCAAGGGGCCCUACAUUUGCGCCCUGUGCGCCAAGGAGUUCAAGAACGGCUACAACCUCCGGAGGCACGAAGCCAUCCACACAGGAGCCAAGGCUGGCCGGGUCCCUUCGGGUGCUAUGAAGAUGCCCACCAUGGUGCCCCUGAGCCUCUUGAGCGUGCCCCAGCUGAGCGGGGCCAGCGGGGGAGGGGGAGAAGCCGGGGCUGGCGGAGGCACAGCCGCCGUGGCGCCCGGUGGCGUUGUGACCACGACUGCCUCUGGAAAGCGCAUCCGGAAGAAUCACGCCUGCGAGAUGUGCGGCAAGGCCUUCCGCGACGUCUACCACCUGAACCGACAUAAGCUGUCGCACUCGGACGAGAAGCCCUACCAGUGCCCUGUGUGCCAGCAGCGCUUCAAGCGCAAGGACCGCAUGAGUUACCACGUGCGCUCACAUGACGGCGCUGUGCACAAGCCCUACAACUGCUCCCACUGUGGCAAGAGCUUCUCCCGGCCGGAUCACCUCAACAGUCACGUCAGACAAGUGCACUCAACAGAGCGGCCCUUCAAAUGUGAGAAAUGUGAGGCAGCUUUUGCUACGAAGGAUCGACUCCGGGCGCACACAGUACGACACGAGGAGAAGGUGCCAUGUCAUGUGUGUGGCAAGAUGCUGAGCUCGGCUUAUAUUUCGGACCACAUGAAGGUGCACAGCCAAGGCCCUCACCAUGUCUGUGAGCUCUGCAACAAAGGUACUGGUGAGGUUUGUCCAAUGGCGGCAGCGGCGGCAGCAGCGGCAGCAGUGGCAGCCCCUCCUACAGCUGUGGGCUCCCUCUCUGGGGCAGAGGGGGUACCAGUGAGCUCUCAGCCGCUUCCCUCCCAGCCCUGGUGAGCUCCAGGUUGAUGGGGAAGAGGGGAAGAGUGGAGGAAAGCUCUUCUUGGUACAGUCUCCUCUUCCCACCAACUCACUGCUCUCCGUCAGCCACGGAGCCUCCAGACAGAGGAGGAAGAAGGAAUUCACUAGGUUUUAACAAUGUUUCUCCUGCUCCUUUCUUCUCCCUAUCAGAGCUGACCCUACAAACACCUGUCCCCUAAGUUGUGUUGAAGUCCCUUGGACAGUGAGCAGGGGUGGCAGAGGACAGCAGCAGCCACUGCCCUCAACCUUUAACCCCUUGCCUUUCCUCCCAGGGAUUUGUGAGCCUUUCCCUAGAAGGUCCUGUGCUCUCCUCCUUGAGUCCCCUCUCCUACUGUCUGCUGCCCCUUCCUGGGGAGUUGGUGCUUUCUUUUUUUGUUGUUGUUUUUUUCCCAGGGGGAGGGAGGAGAGAGAGGAGGGGGAUUAAGAUUCUGUCCCAAAGGAAGGAUACAGUGGUAUUGAGGAGCAGAACCAGGGAAGGCAGAGGGAUACUUUCAGCAAGGUGGAGUGACUAAACCCUAACAUCUACUGGAGUAUCUCCAGGGAAAAGCCAAGGGGAGCAUCAGAAGGAGCCACUAGGGCCAGAGGCAGAACAAGAGAGAUGGAAUCUUAGGGGGCCAGGGUAAAGGAGGAGAGCCAGGGACAAGAGGUGCUUCCUGGGGGUGGGGGAAUGCAGCCACGGUGUCUCCCCCUUCCCUCUUCCACCCCAGCUCCAGCCCUGGUCUUUUCUCCUCUUUCCCACAACAGAAGCUGUGGCCCUGGCCAUGUCAUCGUGUUCCUGUGUCCCUUGCAUGUUUCCCCCCUUCCCCUCCCUCCUUUUGCGCAGACCCCAUUACAAUAAAUUUUAAA